This is a messenger RNA of Lonchura striata (white-rumped munia), 3366 nucleotides long. RefSeq names its product SNW domain containing 1 (gene SNW1). Gene Ontology annotation, cellular component: spliceosomal complex. Gene Ontology annotation, biological process: mRNA splicing, via spliceosome. NCBI's taxonomy places the organism in Eukaryota, Metazoa, Chordata, Aves, Passeriformes, Estrildidae. The record is from RefSeq and is a predicted model, not a curated record.
GGCACUGCGCAUGUGCAGGUGUCGCUGUCUCCCCGCUCCUCGGCUGCCGGGCGGACGGCCUGCGCGGUCAAGAUGGCGCUCACCAGUUUUUUGCCAGCUCCAACCCAGCUGUCCCAAGAUCAGCUAGAACUAGAAGAAAGAGCAAGAGCUCAGAGAUCCAGGCAGAAUGCUCUGGCCUCCUCACAAAGGGAACCUCCCCCAUAUGGUUACCGGAAAGGAUGGAUACCUCGUGCACUAGAGGAUUUUGGAGAUGGGGGUGCCUUCCCAGAAAUUCACGUGGCCCAAUAUCCAUUGGAUAUGGGCCAAAAGAAGAAAAUUUCCAAUGCUUUGGCUCUUCAGGUGGAUGCAGAAGGAAAAAUAAAAUACGAUGCAAUUGCUCGGCAAGGACAGUCAAAGGACAAGGUUAUUUACAGCAAGUACACAGAUCUUGUGCCAAAAGAGGCCAUGGAUGUGGGUGAUCCUGAACUGCAAAGACCAGAUGAGGAGGCAAUUAGAGAGAUAACAGAGAAGACAAGAGCAGCCUUGGAGAAAUCAGUCUCCCAAAAAGUUGCAGCAGCCAUGCCAGUUCGAGCUGCUGACAAACUAGCUCCUGCACAGUACAUUCGGUACACACCAUCUCAGCAAGGAGUUGCAUUCAACUCUGGAGCAAAACAGAGAGUUAUUCGGAUGGUGGAAAUGCAGAAGGACCCUAUGGAGCCUCCAAGAUUCAAAAUCAACAAGAAGAUUCCACGAGGACCACCAUCUCCUCCAGCACCUGUAAUGCACUCUCCAAGUAGAAAGAUGACUGUGAAAGAGCAGCAAGAGUGGAAAAUUCCUCCAUGCAUUUCAAACUGGAAAAAUGCAAAGGGUUACACCAUUCCAUUAGAUAAACGUCUGGCUGCAGAUGGCAGAGGAUUGCAGACUGUCCAUAUUAAUGAAAACUUUGCCAAACUUGCUGAGGCGCUCUAUAUUGCUGACAGAAAGGCUCGUGAGGCAGUAGAGAUGCGUGCCCAGGUGGAGAGGAAGAUGGCUCAGAAAGAAAAAGAGAAACACGAGGAAAAGCUCCGAGAAAUGGCUCAGAAAGCCAGGGAGAGAAGAGCAGGGAUCAAAACCCAUGUUGAAAAAGAGGAUGGAGAAGCUAGAGAAAGAGAUGAAAUCAGACAUGACAGGCGCAAAGAGAGACAGCAUGACAGAAACCUUUCCCGGGCAGCUCCAGAUAAAAGGUCAAAGCUGCAAAGAAAUGAGAACAGAGAUAUUAGUGAAGUUAUUGCCCUGGGGGUACCAAACCCCAGGCCAUCCAAUGAAAUCCAGUAUGACCAGAGGCUGUUCAACCAGAGCAAGGGUAUGGACAGUGGCUUUGCUGGAGGAGAGGAUGAAAUUUAUAAUGUUUAUGACCAGCCUUGGAGAAGUGGCAAGGAUAUGGCCCAAAACAUCUACAGGCCAAGUAAAAAUCUAGAUAAGGACAUGUAUGGUGAUGAUCUAGAGGCUCGAAUCAAGACCAACAGGUUUGUUCCUGACAAAGAGUUUUCUAACUCAGAUCGUAACACCAGAGGCAGGGGCAGAGAUGGACCAGUUCAGUUUGAGGAGGAUCCAUUUGGUUUGGACAAGUUUCUGGAAGAAGCUAAGCAACAUGGUGGUUCUAAACGGCCAUCAGACAGCAGCCGCCCUAAGGAACAUGAGCAUGAGAGCAAGAAGAGGAGGAAGGACUGAAUGCCUCUGCUCCUUGAGAGGUAGGGAAAUGGACUGCAAGCUUGGACUUCAUGCAAAAGGAUUUUUAAUAUUAGGUGUACAGGAGGAUGGCGUUGUAUCACAGCAGUUCACAACUCUGGCCGUGUGGAUAUAUGUACACGCACUAACUUUUCUAUAUAGGACAGCUACCCAAGGAGAGAGAAGACAUGGAGACCACUUUGAAACAUUUCAUAAGGGAAUGAAUUAUUCUUUAGCAAUUCUCUGACUUUGCUGAUUCUCCAUUGCCCAGCAUCUCAGGGUCAGAAUGUAGCCCCCUUCCUACAGCUUUAGUUUUUUUGUAGGUAGCUGAAGCUUUGACUUGAUCUGUUAGGAGCUUUCCUGCUGUAUAUAAUGAUCGUCUUAUGCUUUAACAGAUGCUGGGGUGUUAAUAAUUCAGUGUUUUAGUGUGGCUAUACAGUUUAUUUGAACAAGGAGGGGAAACAGCUGGAUUCUGUUUUAAAACAAGUACUCAGUCAUAGUUUCUCAGUAAUCUUUAUUUUAGUUUCUUUACAUUUAGUGAAAUAAAGCCUCCUUCCACCACUCAUUCACUUUGAGUCUUUCUUUGACUGCGUCUUCUACGGAUCUGCUGUUUGAGAGCGAGCUGAAAACAAUGGAAAUUAUUGAAAUUAGCUAGGCAAUAAAGUUUGUUAUUUUUCAUUUCUGAUUACUGAGAACAUUAAUACAUACAGCAGAAGAUGCAUUUAUAACUGAUUCAGUUUAAUAAGCCCCAAACCAGAGCUUUCCUGGCAGGAAAGUUGAAUAUAUAUCCACAGCAUUUGAUAGUAGGUUGUACCAGCAAAAUGCAUCUUAAAAGCUUGUGCUUUCAACUGGGAAUAAUAAAAAGUAACUGUCUAAACCUAACCUAGAAAAAAGUGGGGAAAAGUGCUCAUGUAUUCUAGAGAAGCCUGCAUUUUUUAAGAAAUUAAAGUAACUACUGCUUGCCUUCUGCUUUUUAUUUCACUAUAAAGAAGCCUCUUAGCUUGCACCUUUUGUGAGGGUAUAGUCUUUGAAGCCUAGGUAGUUAAAUGCGUGUGGCUAUCCUUACAUCUUCAAGAACAAAAAGCAGCAAAAAUUUCCAGGAAAUUGACACUAAAUACUAUGCUAUUUCUAGUACCUAAUUUGAUAAUUGCUUACAGGUAACAUCCUAGUUGAGCACAAUUUAUGAAGGAGCAGCCUACUGCCACUCUAAUCACAGUUUAAGAAGUCUUAAUUUCUGCUCCCAUUUUUGUACCACAGUUGGAAUUUGCAGGUUGGUUCUUCUUGGGAAUAGGUACUGAAGUAGCCCCAACCAAUGAUGACUUAGGCAGUAAUAUGAACCAAACCAUGGCAAGGAAAAUACCACAAUCAAAAUACUGCAUUGCUGAAGUCUCUCAUUAAUUCCUUUUACUAUCUCCUAGCAUUUAAAGUCUCAAAAUAAGAAAUUAGUUAUUGAAAGGAUAUUGAAGAAUUCUAAUAAAUUAAUCAAAGGCUUGAACUGAUUGAGCAACAGGCAGGCUGGUGUAUCAGACACAGGGUUUCACUCUCUACUACGCCAUUUAAGUAAUUUUAUCAGCUGAAGAACAUGUAAAUCUGUAAGAAAAUCCCCUAUUUAGGGAACAUACCAGAUGUGUGUUUCCAAUUAUUUUGAUAUGACAGCUGUUAAUAAAAUGGCUUUUGGCA